GGCUCGCAUCGACAUCGACAGCCUCACAUCGCCCACACCAAAAGGGCCGCGAUGCCGCCCCACACGGCGAUAUGCAUGGCAUUGCCACGCGCGCCGCUGGUGGUCUCCUCCUCGCCGUCCGUGACCUCCAUAUCGACGCUCUCCUCGCCCCCCUCACCGAUAACACCGUCAGCCUCGGGCGCCGCAGUGGUCACCAAUGGACCCUCGGUCACUGACGGAGGGAGAACAGAACAGCACAUAUAGGUACCUGAGCUGGAGUGUCGUGUCUGUUGACGUCACAUUGUGUGUACCGGUGAGGAUAAACUUCUGCUUGCGUUCGCAGUGGUCAUCUUCUCCACACACGAUGUAGUAGGUGCCGACCUCCUCAGGGGUCCACACAAAGCCCGGCAGCCCGGCAUCGUGGUCGCCGAUGUACGUCAUCUUUGACUUGUCACAUGACUCGUAGGCUGCAGACACGCAGACGUUCACACCAGGCAGAUGAGUGAGUGCAUUGCAGGUGUGCGAUGGGCGAUGGCAUGGUGGCCACCAUGGCGUACCUUCCUCGUCGCUGGCAAGCUUGACGUCGUGGAGAGGAUCAUAGACAAACCUCAGGCUCUGCCCGAGGGCGAUGGCCAUGUCGUCGUAGACUUGGCCUUCAGGGGGGAUUACUGAGACAGACAGACAGACAGACAAGCAGACGCACAUUCCUGACGCCUGCAUAGUGUGCAGCCCCCUGCCUGCUUCAGCUCACUCCAUAGUUUGUGGCCGUCCUGAGUCACCACAUCGAUGAUGUUUGGCUGCGCAACGGCGAGGGAGAUCAGUGCGAAGACCAGGACAACAAGCAGCAUCAUGCCAGACAUCGCAGAGAAUUGAUGAGGUGACGAUGAUGAGAAGGAUCAGUCCUGAUGGAUCUUCCAAGUUGCGCGAAGCCAGU
Messenger RNA from Vitrella brassicaformis, 913 nucleotides. The record is from the annotation of a GenBank genome assembly. NCBI's taxonomy places the organism in Eukaryota, Vitrellaceae.